AUGGAAGUCACGUCGGAUGUCCAAACCAGGAAACUACCGUUUGUCUACCGGUUCAUUACUAAUUGGCUUGUCACAGACCCAAACAUCAUCGACAAAUAUGAACUCUACGACAAAGAAAACCAACCGAAGAAAAACUACCAGGCGCUGCGUCAUCAAAAUGUCCCAUACAUAUAUUUGCUCGGUGGAAGAUGGCGUACAAUCCGAAGGAAACCUAUAAAUGUCAUGAGUAUCAUAAUAUUGAUUGUACCCAUGGUGCUCUUUCUAGUGUUUGAUGCCAAAUGGACAUGGAGACACGUGAGUCCGUCUUUGGUAAUCUUAUUUGUCUAUUUUUGGCUAUUGUCGAUGUCGUUCUUUAUCACGGCAGCCGUGGCAGACCCGGGCAUCGUUCCUCGAAAUAUUCACCUACCUUCGAAGAUUACCCACUCGCAAAUAGCCCAGGCUCCAGAAGAAUACUUUUACACCGUGACUUUGCCGUACCAUUAUGGAAACGAUGGAGUGACAGUAAAAUACUGUUCAACAUGCCAUAUAUGGCGGCCUCCACGAACUAGUCAUUGCUCGGUGUGUAAUUGUUGUAUAAUCAACCAUGACCACCAUUGCGUAUUUUUGAACAAUUGUGUGGGCUGGCGCACCUACAAGUACUUUUUGUGGUUCCUAUUGACAUCUGUAACAGCGGCUGGAUUGUUGAUAGUGAUCUCGUUUGUAGAGGUGUUCCAUUAUAGACUUGUAGACAAUUCUUCUGUGCAUAGUUUUCACCAGUCUAUCAGGGAACACCCCGUUAGUCUCUUGCUAGCUAUUUAUGGCUGCCUCAGUGUGGUAUACCCAUUGCUUCUUUUGGUAUUUCACUUGUUUCUCACAUCAAAUAACAUCACCACCAGAGAGUACUUGAACUAUGUUCAUAAACACCCGAGUCUGGACUAUAUCAAUGUAUACGACUCCCACUCUGUCAUAAGGAACCUUUAUAUUAAUUGGUGGGGAAGGGCACUGUCGGUAACGCUAGUAAAGCAAUCAGACACAUACCAGCCGGGUGACAUACGAUUUGAACGGGUGCAGCCGUUGCUGUCAUUCAAUGCAUAG
Messenger RNA from Scheffersomyces stipitis CBS 6054, 1074 nucleotides. RefSeq names its product palmitoyltransferase. The coding region runs from base 1 to 1074 and encodes 357 amino acids. The transcript has a single exon. The record is from RefSeq and is a predicted model, not a curated record. Gene Ontology annotation, biological process: protein targeting to membrane; peptidyl-L-cysteine S-palmitoylation. Gene Ontology annotation, cellular component: Golgi apparatus; endoplasmic reticulum. Gene Ontology annotation, molecular function: protein-cysteine S-palmitoyltransferase activity. NCBI's taxonomy places the organism in Eukaryota, Fungi, Ascomycota, Pichiomycetes, Serinales, Debaryomycetaceae.